CCUUGUCGUCGCCGUCACGUGACUUGUGUUUUGAUUCGAUGACGAAUCCACAUCGAGGACUCUCGAUCGAUCGAACGUUCCGAUCUCAUGCCACCCGUUCGCAUAAAGCUAGGGAAAAUGGAAAGGACAUCUUGUCAUCAGAUCAACGACACCCUAUACGUGGCACCAUCUCAAGUAUAAGUACUCAACAAAAGCACAAAUCAGAAUUAUCAUGUCGUUCGUCGUUGUCGUCACCGGAGCCAACCGAGGAAUCGGAACAGCCAUCUGCGAUGGGAUCCUCUCCGCCUCCACGCCCAAACCUGUCGUCCUCUACGCCUGUUCCCGAGCGGGAAAAGAUCUCGGCCUGAAGGGCAAGGUCGAAUACCCGAAGUUGGAUAUCACGGACAAGACCCAGAUUCAAGCUCUGGUUGACAAGAUUAAGCAGGACCAGGGCGGGGUGGAUGUGCUUAUCAACAAUGCGGGAGUCAAUCUCGAUGACGAUUAUUCGUUGGAGACUGCCAAGCAGACUCUGGAAACCAACUACAGGGGGACGCUCGAGAUGUGUCGAUCGUUCCUCCCCCUAUUGAAAGACCGACAAGGAUCCAGGAUCGUCAACCUCUCCUCGGUCGCCUCCCAGCUCAACCAUUACUCUCCUGAGAUCCAGGAAAGGUUCAGGAGCGUCAAGACAUUAGAGGAAGUUCAAGGACUGGCCGAUGAAUACUUGUCCGCCGUCGAAGCGAACAAGGUCAAGGAAUCCGGAUGGGGUCGACCUCAGCUGGCUUACUCGGUCUCCAAGGCGUUGAUGAACGGGUUCACCCAAGUGUUGGCCAAGGAGAACAGUGAGGUGUUGAUCAACGCUUGUUGCCCCGGGUGGGUUUCGAGCGAUAUGGGACAUCUUAUCGGCAAGCCUCCCAAGUCUCUUGAGGAAGGCGCCAGGGUACCGCUCAAUAUCGCUCUCAAGGAUAUCGGCGGUACGACCGGAAAGUAUUGGGCCAACUCUUCCGUCAGCGGGACUGGAGAGGGUCAGGUGCAAAAGUGGUAGACGUAUCCAUGCGGUGAAGUUAAACUGUAGCGAAUCGAUAAAAGAUGAACGAUGCGAAGGGUUGUAUACUGAGACACUUUUCAUGUCAAUUGAAUGAGCUUUACGAUCGAGAUUUGUCA
This is a messenger RNA of Filobasidium floriforme, 1140 nucleotides long. RefSeq lists its product as uncharacterized. The transcript is spliced from 6 exons. NCBI's taxonomy places the organism in Eukaryota, Fungi, Basidiomycota, Tremellomycetes, Filobasidiales, Filobasidiaceae. The coding region runs from base 212 to 1021 and encodes 269 amino acids. The record is from RefSeq and is a predicted model, not a curated record. Gene Ontology annotation, molecular function: oxidoreductase activity.